AACCCACACUCACAAGACUCGCAGAAGGUAAAGGCACAGGAACCACAGGAUCGCGCAACGCCACGAUGCUCAUUCAAUCUCAAUGCUCCGUACUCUCUCCCAUUCGCCUCACAAACCCCCGUGGCCGGUGCCUUCUCAUUCCCCGCCCUGCCCCUUUUAACGUUUUCCGAUCGUACGGAGUUGUGAGAACAUGGCUGGGGAAGAAAAAGAAUGGGGGAGUGUUGGUUUCGGCUACGGAGGAGCAGAGCUCGAGCCUCAAUGUGCAGAAGAAAAGGAAAAUUGUGGAACACGUAAGCCUGCUCAAAGCGAAGCAGGAUUUAUCUGAUGAAGAAGAGAAGGAUAUGCUGGAUUAUCUCUACACAACCCAGUAUCAAAUGCGAGGCAUUCUCGCAAUAUCACUAGGACGUGUCUCUGAUCAAAACCCUGACAAGUAUACCCAUGCUGUCUACAUGCGUUUCCAGAGAAAAGAAGACAUUGGCAAGUUUUAUGAGAACCCCUUCUACAUGCGAGUUCUCAAGGAGCAUGUCUUCCCUUACUGCCAUGAAUUGCUUAAUGUCCACUACGAAUCUGAAGUAGAAGAUGACAUUGUUCCAAUAUUCCGCAAAGGAGAGGAAUUCAACUUCGGUGUGGAAUUUGUGCUUCUGCUAUCGUUUGUUGAUAGUGCAUCUGGACAUGUGGAAGAGGCAUUGGUUUCUUUGGAAGAACUGAUUGUGGGAUUUCCAUCCUUGAUUGUCCAAUCUACUCGAGGUCUGAAUCUUAAUCUCAGCAGCAAGGAGUAUACACAUGGAGUAGUGAUCAGAUUUCGGUCCUUUGACGCUUUUGAGAUAUUCAUGGGAAGCUCAGAAUACAAAAAAAUAUGGAAGUCGAAAUUCGAGCAAAUCACUCGGAAAACAGUUUCUGUUCAUUUUUCAGUUCAUCCAGUUGGCAAUGAGAUUAUGUAGAGAGGAUCCUGUGAGGGUUUUGAGCAUGCAUUCUUGCUCAAUCUGUUUAAUUCAAGCACUAAGUAUGCAAGCUGGUUUCUCCAUCUUUGUUCCUUCAACCAGGUACUCACUCCGUCUUCUUCAAAAUCCUCGUACGGGAUUACAUUAAUCUAAUCCGUCCAAUUCUUCGGGAUUACAAGCGAAAAUUGUGCAUUGUACUGUAGGAAUGUACGUAUUUUUUCUUGUAUCUUGAAUGAUUUAUCAGUCAAACUUCCAUAGCGCUUGUUGCUUGCAACAUUAACCUUCUAUCUGGUUUCUGAAUGACUUAUAGGAUCCUUCCAAA
Molecule: messenger RNA, 1263 nt
Organism: Pyrus x bretschneideri (Chinese white pear)
Lineage: Eukaryota; Viridiplantae; Streptophyta; Magnoliopsida; Rosales; Rosaceae
Exons: 10
Coding region: 66-941 (291 amino acids)
Source: RefSeq, a predicted model, not a curated record